AUGUUGCUCUCGUUCGCUCAGCUUCGCUUGUUGUUGUGCCUGACUCUAGUAUGGCAGCUAGUUGCUGCCAAACACAUCAACCUAGUGGCCCGGCAAGAAGACACUGUCAAGACUGCAGAUGCGAGGUCUAGCUCCGGUAACGCGCAAGAAACGUCCAAGGUAACGGCGACGGGAACGGCUUCGGAUAACGAUAAAACCCAAACGGCCGUCAGAACCGCCUCAUAUACAGACAACCCUACCAAGACUUCAACUGAAGAGCCCGAGUCGACAUCUUCUGUCGUCAUCUCAACCGACGGUCCUCUCGAUAACUCGACCCUCACAAAUGGUAUGACUCUUUCAUCAUCCCGCUCCGAAGAUGAUGGUCUGACUGCUAACAUUACGAAAACAGUGGUUAUACCCCCCGAUCAGCUGCCCCUCAAGCCUCGAAUCACUCCAGGAUGGGGUGUCGCAGGUGCUAUCCUGCUCGUGUCAGGCGGCGCCUACACUUUCAUCGGUAUACGAAAUCGCACGGUUCACACCUUCUUCUCCACGGCCUGUGCGACCGCCCUCGGCAUCGCGGUGCUCAUCGUGUACGUUAUGAACGUACCCGUUAAGCUCAGCGUUCAGGGUGGCUACGUCGCUGCCGUCGUCCUUUCGGGAUGCGCUCUGGGGACCGCCUCGAUAUUUCUCAAGGAGUUGACAGAGUGCCUAUCCUGCGCCCUCGGUGGCUUCUGUCUGAGCAUGUGGCUGCUAUGCCUCUCCCCGGGAGGACUGCUCCACACAGUCUUCACCAAGGCCAUAUUUAUAGCCUGCUUCACCGUGGGUAGCCUUGCCUUCUACUUUAACCACUACACCCGCGAUUGGGCACUCAUUCUCACCAUAUCCUUCUCCGGUGCUACGGCCGUCGUUUUGGGCAUUGAUUGCUUCAGCCGCGCGGGGCUUAAGGAAUUCUGGGCCUACGUCUGGCACCUAAAUGACGACCUGUUUCCGCUCGGCACAGAGACAUACCCUGUUACAAAGGGCAUUCGCGCUGAAGAGGCCGCAAUCAUCAUCAUCACACUCGUCGGUAUCAUCUCACAGAUAAGACUGUGGAAGGUUGUCCGCGAGAAGCGUGCUGAGCGCGCCGCUGAACGUGCCCGGGGUCAGCGAGACCUUGAGGAGGAGGAAUCCAACAUUGGUCGCCAGGUCGAGGACGCCAACGUACGCGACCGCAAAGAAUGGGAGCGUGUAUAUGGAGACGGUGAACAGCAAAGCAGCGACGCCGACUCCCAAUUUGCAAGCUCAGAAGGUGUCGGCAGCUCUGGGGAGAAGAUCGGUGAUCGUCACCUCUGCGCUAACAACGUUGAUGACGGUGGCCGUGAAGAUGGUGCUGUCGAAAUCUGCGACAUGUCUGGUUCAGACCGUGUCGUGACCACCGUUGACCCGUUGACAAAGAAGGAUCAGGACGGCAAGGUGAUAGUCCGCAUCGCACAGGACGACCUUCCCGCGGACGCUGCUGACAAUCGGGAGAUGGAGACCCACUGCCCCGAUUCCGACCCCGACGCAACCGAUGAGACACAGAGCCCAGACACCCCCGCCUUGUCUGAGUUGCCCAUCAAUGCGGGCGCUGCUGCCGAAAACGAGAAAUGUUCCUCGGUACCAGACGCCCCCGCCGUGGUACCCUUGCCGUUCGCUGUGCCUUAUUCUCAGGACGACGGAGAUUCCGAGUCAAAGGGCGACCGUUCAUCCGUGGCCACGUUUGCGACCGAUGAUGAUGUCAGGGAUCCGACACAUAUUCCCACUCGCCAAGGAUCAUUUGCCAAGCGGCUGUCGCACGGCUCUAUUGGUAUCCUACGUAACUUGUCGCAGAGGUCGAAUGGCGGUCACAACAGCUCGUCCUUUCAACGAGGCGAGAGCUCGGAGGAGCUCAUCAUGGCCGGGGUGGCUGUGGAGGAGGUAGAGGACGGCAAUGACGCCAGGUCGUCCCUUGCGGCCACAUUCGAUGAUCUGAGUGAUGCGGAUAUCGCCAGCAUCGCCAGCAGCCGUCACACGUCGGUUAAUAGCCAACAGGGCGGAGAUGUAGAGGCAUUCGAGAACAACACUACCGCCAAGGACGAGACAGCUCCGCCACUCUCAACACAAAGCCAGGUUGCAGUUGAGCCGACCAAUCUGCAGGCAGCAGCCGAGGCGUCGACCGAAACUGUGGAGAAAGAGGCAGACGGUGCCUAUGCUGGGGAGCAUGGAAAUGAGAAACAGGGUUACGUUGAUGCCGGACAGACUCCAGCAAAGGAUCCGUCCGACAAGACCAAGUCUAACUCUUCCGGUCUGUCCACACCCACCAGCCUGACCAAGGGCCAUCUACCGUCCUCCCUGUCUCGAGUUGCCCUAUCCUACCGCACCAACGAAUGGGCCAAGCACCUGAGCUACGCCGAUGCUCCCGAGCCCGACGAUGUCGACGUCUCCCACGCAGUCGAGAUGUCUCCCACGCUAAAGUCAACGAGAAGGCAGGAGCGGGCCGCCCCGUUGGACGUCGAUGAUCUUCAGAGGGGUGCAGGAAAUGGCGGGGUGCCACCCAUCUCCAUCCUGCGAUCGGACUCUCAGACGUCAGUCUUGUCGACGACUGAGCGGAGGUCGCAGAGGAAGUCGCCCACAUCGCCCACGUUCCAUAAACUGCCGGUUACCGCCAAUGCUGACAGAGAGCAAGCGCUCGCCGCCCUGUCGGGUCACCCUGUCCCCGCUUCUAGCAGUCGCGUCAUGUCUCGAACGCCAUCAGCCUCAAACUUCCGCAGGGCCUCGCUCACAUUCGACCCUAGCUCCCAGCAACGCGAGGCUCGCGGACCAGCUACCAUCCCCGAAGACGAUGAGAGAUCCCAAAUCAGUGCCGCCCCGCAGAGGCAAGCCUCUGGCGACGAAGACUUCCCCCGCCAAUCUAUCCCUGGCAUCGUGUCCUUCUCUAGUCCCCAGACGCUGAUUGCCCAGAGGGAGACGUUCCUCCGUAACAAGUCGCACGGGAGCCUGCUAGCAUCUCCGCCUCCGCGCCCCGAAUCGAGGAUGCGGGAGGCUUCUGGCGAGCUGGGCGGCGAAUAUAGCAAUCGCAUUCCCUACGCAUCCGGCGCACUUGGUUCAGACGCGGACGACAUCCCCCUCAGUCAGCGCAGGCAGAUGAUGCAGCGCAAUUCCAGUAUGCCAUCUGUGGCCCAGCAACCGCAGCAACAGAGACGCCGCUCAUCCACGCAUCACCCCGUCAGCGGUUAUGACUUCUACAACAAUAAGAAUAGCAGCUACGAAGACCCGGCGACAUCCUCCUCGCCCCAGCCUGGUCGACGCAACUCGUCUGUGAUCUCACCGGCCGCCCGCGAAGCACGGCUAUCCCAGUUCCGCAGCUCGGUGGCCAUGGACCUGCGCAGCGGGACGCCUAUAGUGCCCAAUUCGGGACGCGAGACGCCUUUCGGUUCAACGCCCAAUCUCCUGGCCGGCAAUGGGCAACAGGAUGUGCAGAGGACUAUCCAGGCGCAGCGCAGUAUGCUCAUGUCAAAGAAAGAGGCUGAGAUCCAGAGGAAGGAGGCGAAGCUCCGCGAGAAGCAAUGGGCCGAGCAGGUGUUUGACGAGCGCAUGCGCAGCGGGGAACUUCUGGAUGCCCACCGGCAGGCCAUCCGUCGUAUGCAGCAGUCCGCCAACAGGGAAUAA
This is a messenger RNA of Geosmithia morbida, 3645 nucleotides long. RefSeq lists its product as uncharacterized. Bases 1 to 3645 code for a protein of 1214 amino acids. The transcript has a single exon. The record is from RefSeq and is a predicted model, not a curated record. NCBI's taxonomy places the organism in Eukaryota, Fungi, Ascomycota, Sordariomycetes, Hypocreales, Bionectriaceae.